Xiphophorus couchianus (Monterrey platyfish) is the source of this 761-nucleotide messenger RNA. Its product is annotated as galactose-specific lectin nattectin-like. The record is from RefSeq and is a predicted model, not a curated record. Bases 126 to 617 code for a protein of 163 amino acids. The transcript has 7 exons. NCBI's taxonomy places the organism in Eukaryota, Metazoa, Chordata, Actinopteri, Cyprinodontiformes, Poeciliidae.
UCAAAGAUUUCCACUUCACAGACAAACAAACUGAAGGUAUAUAAAGUCUGUGUUUCCAUCUCUGAGACAUCCUGUGACCAGAAACUGCUGCUGGAACAGACUCUUCAACUAACCAUCAAAACAAGAUGGCUGCCGGUCUUGUCUUCACUCUGCUUCUUGGUCUGAGCUUUGGACUCUGGGAUGGAGCUGAUGCAUGUCAGCUGGAAGUUGCCGACUGUGAUGAGUGCACUCCUGGUUGGGCUUGGUACGACGGUCGAUGUUUCCUGUAUGUGAAUGUCAAACAGUCCUGGGCUGAUGCAGAGAAAUUCUGCCUCUCAUUGGAUGGAAAUCUGGCCUCAAUGACCAGUAGAAAUGAGUACGACUUCAUCAGAGAGCUUAUCUACAAAGCAAGUGGACAAAACACACAAACUUGGGUUGGAGCUCAUGAUUCAGCACAGAAAGGUACGUGGUUUUGGAGUGAUGGUUCCAAGUUUGCAUUUGAUCAGUGGUCCUACGGUGAGCCAAACAAUUUUGGUGGAAACGAACACUGCAUGGACAUCAACUUAUUUGGACGAGACUAUGUGAAUGACAAUGUCUGCACCAAGAAGCUUCCCUUCAUCUGUGCCAGACCCCUAUAACCUUCUCAUGCCUUUUAAUCUGAAAUGCCCAUAUGGCUUUCCUGCUGGUGAUGUCACUUCCACCUGGAUGCCAAACCUCAAUGACAUCACUGCUGGAAGAAUCUGAUUUCACUUUAUUUAAAUAAAUAUUUUCUUUCUAUGAAA